Liolophura sinensis is the source of this 2621-nucleotide messenger RNA. RefSeq names its product phosphoinositide 3-kinase adapter protein 1-like. The coding region runs from base 598 to 1992 and encodes 464 amino acids. NCBI's taxonomy places the organism in Eukaryota, Metazoa, Mollusca, Polyplacophora, Chitonida, Chitonidae. The record is from RefSeq and is a predicted model, not a curated record. The transcript is spliced from 10 exons. Gene Ontology annotation, cellular component: cytosol. Gene Ontology annotation, molecular function: transmembrane receptor protein tyrosine kinase adaptor activity; fibroblast growth factor receptor binding.
CCGUCUUGUAAGGUAGAGAGUCUUUAUUACAUCCACACUAUGGUAGACUAAUCCAUAACCUGCCUAUAUGACUGCUAUCUCAGCACAGCCACAGACCUUUCCGGGCUGUAAUGUUAACCACAGGCCUGAAUGGUGUCGAGGCUGAAAUGUGAUCUCGGUGGCCAAGAGAUUCUUUUGUGCUUCUUGUUUAACUAUUGGAUGUCAUUUUCCUACCUUGGGUGACGAAGUGGGACCAACCAGGAAGUUUUCGUCUUCAACUUGCACAGGCAUUUUUAAGGCCCUACAUUUUAACCAUCUCCACAGUGGACUGCAGACGCUUUCCCGAGCGCAUGUUUUCCAACUGAGAACUAGCCUGCACAUGAUGAAUUCCUAAUAACAAAAACUUGAGAUUUAUGGCUUAACAUCUUGUUGUACAUCAACCCCAGGGUUUGUUUGACAAUAUUCCGAUGUUUUUCUGCUCUUCAAGAGGCUUCAAAAGCUGAAGUCCGCCCAACAGUCUUCAAAAAACUGUAAGAGCUGAAGUACGCGAGAUUCUCAUACCGAGCCACGAUUGAAAGGAGCAGACGACAGCUGCCUCCCUCCCCGGAUUCAGUUAUCAUGGCGAUGUUACCUACAUUCCAGGUUUACCCGGAGAGUAUUUGUAUGGACAAAAACGAAUGUCUGCUAUUGAUAUCUGAGCCGGUACAAGAGAAAGACGUCUGUGUGAGUCUACAAAUAAUGGGACAACAGGCGACUAAAAUAGAACUGGUGGUCAAAGAUUCCCGAACCUUCCUCAUUUCAAUCCCUGAAGAUUUUCUGAAGCACGAGAAGAUCAUGGUGUAUGUGCAGUACCAAGACACGCUGAUCGGCUGUGAGAGGCUGUGUGUGGAGAAGCCAUGUGAACAGUUAGCUAGAUUGCUGGAGAAGACCCUCGAUCCAGUACAGCUGAUGAUAAGCGCUCUAGGGCUGAAAUGUGGCUCCGAAGUCGAUCUCAACCUUCUGGACCUCGAUCUCGCCAACGUCGUGACCAAAAACAUUCCCGCAGAUCAACUCGCUGUAUUGUUCAAAAGUUACGAUAAAGCAACUCCUACAUCAGCAGAGAUACCUUCAAAGGACCGUUUCCCUACGGCCCUGCAUUUUGCUGCUCACUAUGGAUUUACCAAACUAACUGAGACCUUGAUGUACUGUUAUGGGGCAAAGGCUGCACUCAUGGUGGUCAACAGCGAGGGGCAGACGCCCCGGGAUAUAGCCGCCAACAAAGGUCACCAGCAGAUUCUUAAACUCAUGGACAAAAAAGCUACGGAGCAUGACGAGUAUUAUGAAAGCGUACCGGACGUUCUCGGAGAAGAAAAGACAGAAGACGUUCAAGGUACCUACAUGGACAUGCAGUCUGUUCGAAGUGAUGAUAACCGCUGGUCUGUGCUCGGACAAGUAACCACGGGACCUCGCCUUCCCAGUAAACCCCCGCCCCAACGUCCCCGGACGAACAGUAUAGGUCCUCUUCAGAGCAUUCAGGAAGUUGAACCAUCUCCAGAACUCAGGGUACGCUCCACAAGUCUAGAUGCCUCAAUGCCAAGUCACAAAGAGGACUCUGGAGUAUUUGAAGGCACCCGGGACAGCAACAUCAGUACCGAUUCUCAUGCAUCAGGUGACAGUUUGCCGCCAGUUGGUUUUGCAAACGGUCCAAGCAGUCCACCGGAUCUCCCUAAACCAAGCAAACUCAAGCGUACCCCGCCCGUGACAAUACACCGGAAAGACGUGAUCAGUGACCCUCAGGAUAACGGCCCGCCUUCAAUAGGGCACCGUCCAACGAAGCGCCCAUCGUUACCCAACAUCAGCCUUACAGAGGCUCCAUUCUCCCCUGAUGAAGGCCCACCGCCCUGUACUGGACCUGUGUAUCAGAACCAAAGACCUGGAUCGGGCAGGAAAUUGAGCUUGCCUGUGCCAAGGGUUAUGGCUGAGUUACACAACAACCAGAGAUUUCAGAUGAGGAAAAACUUCGUCCCAAUGUAGAGAUAAUUAUGCAGUCUGCCUAUAAACUGCCUCUGAUUGCUUUACACCAAAGACCACAAGCACCACCUCGAAACCUUCUAUUUGCGAUACCAGCUGUAUCUGCCAGCUGUUGUCAGAUUGACACAAAUCGCUGAUAUACACGAAAACCAUCUACGAUAUUAGCAUGAAUUUUGGAGUGACUCAUAUUUAGUAUAUUAUAUUCUUCACAACGAGUUUCCAUUAUCUGAAUUGGCCGCAGAGGUGAAUCAUGAACUGAAUGCUCUACAGGAUCAACUGUUCCAGUUUGAGGACAGAUCGCCAAGAACUGGCCAAAAACCACACACCCUUCGCCCACCCUUCGGCGAUAUAUACUGGAAUGAGCUCAGGGUUUUGAAUUCUAUUACAUGUAUAUGACAUUUAAAACAACAAUGCCUAUAUUAACGUUUCCUGACAACAAUUUUAGUUAGUUUCUCUAAAAGCCUAUUACUAUGUUGCAGAAAAUGGUGCCCAGAAAAACGUCAUACCUCUGAGAGACAAUAGUGGUAUCGAGAACACUGCUCAUGGUUUACCUCCUGUAUGUACCCACGGUCCACAUGGUACACCCAUAUGGCAAACUUCGUGACCAUGUGUAUAUACAUACAUACAUACAU